Molecule: messenger RNA, 1905 nt
Organism: Fusarium graminearum PH-1
Lineage: Eukaryota; Fungi; Ascomycota; Sordariomycetes; Hypocreales; Nectriaceae
Exons: 2
Coding region: 1-1905 (634 amino acids)
Source: RefSeq, a predicted model, not a curated record
AUGCAUCUUUUGGCUCUCUGCUUUGUUGGUCUUGUCAUCAGAGGUGUCUGGGGCCACAAAGUCGAGGUGUUGACCACACCGUGUCAAACUCUCACUGUCUAUCAAAACGGAGCAUCAGACGCUGGUACCGUUGAGACUUCCCAGCCAAACAGCCCAAUUGUCAUAGUAGAGUCUCCAGCUCCAGUCGCACCGGCCGCAACAACUAAAUCCAAUCAGGAAACAGCAAUACCAAAAGAGCCAGUCACUCCAUGCGACACUACUCAGCCUUCGUUACCAACGGUUCUAGAUGAGCCGGUAACAGAGUCUGUCCAUUAUGAUGCACCAACUGAGCUUGAAGACGAAACAGUCACAGUAGUUGAGCCUGUUACUCCAUGUGAUACUACACAGGCUUCAACGCCGUCCGUCGCAUACAAACCUAUCACGGAACCUGCCACAGAACCUAUCACUUACGUUCCACCAAUUGAGCCCGAAGAUAAAACAGCAACAUCAGUUGGAACAGUCACCCCAUGUGAUACUACACAGACUUCAUCGUCAUCGAUCAUAUAUGAACCUGCCACAGAACCUGUCACCUAUGUUUCACCAAUUGUUACCAUUAAGACAUAUUCGACAAGCCAGCAUGUUCGUAUCAUGACCACGGAACCUCUGGUUACUUAUACUGAGUCAACCGAGCAGGAAACUGCCCACUAUCCCGAACCCAGAACUGAUACCAUUCUCCCAACUAUCCAAACCUCCAAAGCACCAGUGCCUAGUAAUCCUUAUGUACCUGGAACUUAUCCGCCUGUUCAUGUUCCAAUCUCUGAGCCCGCCCAGCCUCCUAUAUCAACCGAACCUGUCCAAGCUCCCGAUCAACCAGUCCAAGAAACCGAACAUGUCCAGCCACCGGUUCAAACAGAACAAGUGGUUCCGCCUGUAAUUACCAAACAUACGGCAUCAGUUUUACCGUCUGAGCCAGGCCAUCCAUCUCCCUCGUCUCAAUUAGAAGCACCAAAAGAGACUAUGGAUAUACCCAACAGACCCAUUCAGUCAUCAGCAGCCGAAACUCCAAAGCAACUGGAUGAGCCAACUGGGGUUAUAGCUCCAACUUCUGCUGGCCCGGUCAAGACUGGAGAACUACCAACUCGGGAGCCAGAUCCAGCCAGCGUCUCCAAUGGGCCGACUGCUAUCACUGAGCGACCGAAACCUAUCCCAUCAGGCUUCACGACACGUACCGGUAUCGAGGUUGUACCUACAGAUGAGGUCUACGAGUUGAACCUCGAAGAUGCCAUACUAGGCCCAUACGCAAAGUUGAUCGACAUUUGCGGCGAAAAAAUCAUUAUACUGGAACCUCCUCCAUACCACGAGGCGAACUUUACUCUCAAAGUCAACGGAACAUCAGGUUUCUCACCAGGGGGCUUUGCCAACCUCAUAACAUUAGUGAAAAUUGGCAAGGUACAUCAUAAUGACCGACGUCAGAUGGUUAUCUUCCAACGAGACGAUGAUGACGACAUAGCCGGUUACCUUGAAGCUUCCUCCAAUGACGAUGAUAUCGGUAAGAGGGACGACAGUGACACCAGUGACGCAAUUGAAGAGUGGGUGGCCGACGACCGGAUAACAGAGUCGGAUCCCACGUUAGCUAUAAGCUACAUAGCCGGGAGUGACCCCAAGUCUGCUCAGAUCCGGGGUAUGACCUAUAUCAAGAGAGGAAACAUCGGCACAAACGUCUAUCGGAGGAAGGCAGCUCCAGCUGGUGGAGAUACUACAAUACGCCCAGAAGACGAUGGAAAGGAAUGCAACACGAAUAUCCAUGGCACUCCAACAGCUGCCCCUACGCCGGUGGAGGUUCAUCCAAAUGAGGCAGGAAAUGGUGCCGUGAUGAAUACUGCUGCAGUGUUCGGAAUAUCUUUCUUUGCAGCGAUUCUGGUUUGA